Messenger RNA from Coffea arabica (coffee), 1607 nucleotides. RefSeq names its product DNA repair protein RAD51 homolog 3. Gene Ontology annotation, cellular component: Rad51B-Rad51C-Rad51D-XRCC2 complex; replication fork; Rad51C-XRCC3 complex. The record is from RefSeq and is a predicted model, not a curated record. Gene Ontology annotation, biological process: DNA repair; meiotic DNA recombinase assembly; reciprocal meiotic recombination. Lineage: Eukaryota; Viridiplantae; Streptophyta; Magnoliopsida; Gentianales; Rubiaceae. Gene Ontology annotation, molecular function: ATP-dependent DNA damage sensor activity; four-way junction DNA binding; crossover junction DNA endonuclease activity.
GCAAACCAGAACUUUCUCUAAUUAAGACGAGUUCAACGGAUUCGGGCCAGCUUGGUAGAGUCUCUGGGCCGAAGAAACUUUUAUAAUGUUUCUGAAACGCAGCGUUUAAGUAUUGUGAAUGCUUCCUUUGCAGCAGCACUUGAAUUGAAAUUGAAACCCUUUGAACAGAUUCUCAAUUGAACAAAAACCGCGAAAAGCUUCUAAACAAAAACACACAGUCACACACUGAGACAAAUUUGAGAGAGAAUGGAAGUAUCGAGUCUCCCAAUUUCAGCUUCGCAUAGAGCAAAGUUGAUAUCCGCCGGCUACAUUUCUAUCUCCUCCCUCAGCUCUAUCUCGCCCGCCCACCUCGCCCGUGAUUUGGGGAUUUCAGAGAACGAGGCUACUGGGAUUUUGAAGGUGGCAUCCCAAAGGGGUGGACCGGAGAGAACCAUUCCAAGUCACCAUUCUAUUGUUGAUGGUUUGAGGGCACAGACCGCCUGGGACAUGUUGCAUGAGGAGGAAUCAUGCAGAAGAAUUACCACAUCAUGUGCAGAUCUUGAUGACAUCCUAGGUGGAGGAAUAAGUUGCAAAGAAGUUACUGAAAUUGGUGGAGUGCCAGGAAUUGGUAAAACACAACUUGGUAUUCAACUUGCCAUCAAUGUUCAAAUUCCACUUGAAUAUGGUGGCCUUGCAGGGAAAGCAGUUUAUAUUGAUACAGAAGGCAGCUUUAUGGUUGAACGUGUUCAGCAAGUUGCUGAAGCAUGCAUCAAAGACAUGCAAGAAUAUGAUAGCUUUCUACGUAAAGAUUUGCCAGCCCGUCAAGUAAAUCUGCAGGCAAAUGAUUUUCUUGCCAAUAUAUACUACUUUCGCAUUUGCAGUUACACAGAGCAAAUCGCCGUGAUAAAUUACUUGGAGAAGUUCAUUUCAGAGCAUAAAGAUAUCAAGGUUGUUAUUGUUGACAGCAUUACUUUUCACUUCCGUCAAGAUUUUGAUGACAUGGCACUUAGAACUCGAUUACUUGGUGGAAUGGCCUUGAAGUUGAUGAAACUUGCAAAGAAAUUUACUCUAGCGGUUAUUUUGUUGAAUCAAGUAACCACCAAGUAUUCGGGAGGUUCAUUUCAACUGACUCUUGCUCUAGAUUCUGGUCAUCAGGGACAUAUCCUUUUCUGAGUUCCUAAAUCUUGCUGGGCAGGUGAUAGUUGGUCACAUGCUUGUACAAAUCGUAUCAUUUUGUACUGGAAUGGCAAUGGACGCUAUGCCCACAUUGACAAGUCACCUUCUAUUCGAUCAGCAUCUGCUCCAUAUGCUGUAACUGGCCGAGGGAUCCGAAAUUUGGCUUCAAACUGUAAACGAGUCAAACUGAUGUAAGUUUAUACUGAUUCCCUAGAAAUCAAUGCAGGGGUGCUUUGUUUCCUUGUAGCUUUGUAAUUAUAGAACCAAUUUGUUGUCUGAGGCUGAAUGACAAUGAAUCAAAUCGUCUGGUGGUAAAAUCAACGUUUUAGUCAUCUCUCCUUCCAUUAUCCCCAUCACAAGGACUUCAGAACUUUCGAGAACACCUGUUCUUACAACAUAAUUUGUAAUGUACCAUGGAUACAUCUGAAAAUUUAGAAGUCAACUUUUCAGCA